AGCUUUCUCACCUUCCGCCAACAGGACCUCUUUGUCUCUCUUUUCUCUCAUUCUCUUUCUCUUCUCGCCUCUCUUGCAGAGAAGAGAAAUUACAAAAUAAUUAUCUUUCUCCUCUUCAGAAUCAGAUAGUUUUCCUCAAUUCCAGCUCUGGGAUUGAAACUAAAAUAUUUAUCAUUAAGUUUGUGUUAAUUAACAUUAUACCAGAUGCUGCUUGGGAAAUUUUUUCCCAUGAAGUUUUCUAUGUAACUUGUUCUGCAAAAUGUUUGAUUGUGGUUACAAGUCACAAUACAUUGGUGGCGAGAAAGAGAAAUUUGUAAGAUUGGACGAUUUGGACUCUACAUUAUCUUUGAAUACUAAAACAAGUAGCAAAAUGAAGAAAGUCAUGUUUAAUUUAAAUGGAAUUUUUCCUAAAGGAAAAGUAAGGAAGAAUUCAUCAAAAUCUUUGAAAAUUGGAAUGAAAAAGGGAUCAGAAGGACUCAUAACACUUGGUCGAACGCUACGAACUGAAGUAUCUCGAGCAGUAUUUCCUGAGGAUCUUAAAGUAUCAGAGAAAAAGAUUUUUGAUCCUCAGGAUAAAUCUCUGCUGUUAUGGAAUAGGCUUUUUGUCAUUUCCUGCAUUCUUGCAGUAUCUGUUGAUCCUUUGUUUUUCUAUUUGCCUGUGUUUAAUUAUAAAAUGGUGUGUCUUGGUAUGGAUACAAAUUUAGCAGCAACAAUAACAGCUGCACGGACUAUACUUGAUGCUUUCUUUCUGCUUCGAAUGGCUCUCCAAUUCCGGACAGCCUAUGUUGCACCAUCAUCACGAGUGUUCGGACGAGGUGAACUUGUUAUAGAUCCUGCACAGAUCGCUGCCCGAUAUUUAGGUCGUUACUUCAUUGUCGAUUUUCUUUCCGUUCUACCUUUACCACAGGUGGUGGUGUGGAAAUAUCUUACUAAUAAGAAAAAAGGUUCAGAGGUGUUGGCUACUAAACAAGCAUUGUUAGUACUUGUCUUUAUGCAAUACAUCCCGAGAUUCGUCCGGUUUGUUCCUUUAACUUCAGACCUGAAAAAGACUGCGGGUGCUUUCGCCGAAAGUGCUUGGGCUGGUGCUGCAUACUAUUUGCUGUGGUACAUGCUUGCUAGUCAUAUUGCUGGGGCUUUCUGGUACUUACUGGCAGUUGAACGCAAAGACGCCUGCUGGCAGAACGCUUGCCUUCUAAGCGGGAAAUGUGAUAUAAGUUUCCUGUACUGUGGCAAUAAAGUCUUGCCAGGUUUCCACGAAUGGCGGAGGGUCAGCGAAAAGGUUCUUAGUAGCAACUGCAGUGUUGAUGAAGAUGGUAACUCGAUAUUUAAUUAUGGAAUCUAUACACAGGCUAUGCAAUCAGAUAUUGUUGGAUCCAGGGUAUUCAUGUCUAAAUUCUUUUACUGCUUAUGGUGGGGCUUGCAAAACUUGAGUACACUUGGUCAGGGUCUUGCAACCAGCACUUACCCUUAUGAGGUUCUAUUUUCCAUUGCCAUAGCUAUUUCAGGACUUAUUCUCUUUGCACUUCUGAUUGGAAAUAUGCAGACCUACCUUCAGUCUAUAACAAUUCGUCUAGAGGAAAUGAGGAUUAAAAGGCGUGAUUCGGAGCAAUGGAUGCACCAUCGCUUACUUCCACAGGAUCUUAGGGAGCGAGUUAGACGCUAUGAUCAAUACAAAUGGUUAGAAACUCGGGGAGUGGACGAAGAGAGUAUAGUGCAGAGUCUACCAAAAGAUCUCAGGAGAGAUAUAAAGAGGCAUCUUUGUUUGAAUUUGGUCAGAAGGGUGCCUCUGUUUGCCAAUAUGGAUGAAAGGUUGUUAGAUGCUAUCUGUGAACGAUUAAAGCCAAGUUUAUACACCGAGCAUACUUACAUAGUCCGCGAAGGGGAUCCUGUCGAUGAGAUGCUGUUCAUAAUUCGGGGCCGGCUAGAAAGUGUAACUACAGAUGGAGGAAGGAGUGGAUUUUUCAACAGAGGGUACUUGAAAGAAGGAGACUUUUGUGGUGAAGAGCUUUUAACUUGGGCAUUAGACCCUAAAGCUGGGGCUAGCUUACCAUCAUCUACUAGGACAGUUAGAGCCUUAACCGAGGUAGAAGCAUUUGCUUUAGAAGCUGAAGAGCUGAAGUUCGUUGCAAGUCAGUUUAGGCGUCUUCAUAGCAGGCAGGUGCAGCAUACUUUCCGUUUCUACUCACAGCAAUGGAGGACUUGGGCUGCUCGCUUAAUCCAAGCUUCUUGGAGACGGUAUGCCAGGAGGAAAGCUGCAGAGCUUCGUAUGCUAGAAGAAGCAGAAUACGAAGAUGAAUAUCGAUCUGAUAGUUUUUCCAGGCUAGGCGCAACAAUCCUUGCGUCUCGAUUUGCAGCCAAUGCUCUUCGUGCACAUAGGCUUCGCAGCAGCAAUACUGAUACUGGCUUGCUGCAACUGCAGAAGCCCAGAGAACCCGACUUUAGUGCAGAGUAAGUAGAGUGUAUUAUUAUGAAUGAAACUAACUAGAUGAUUUUGCUUGCAUACUAAAGCUGUAUAUGCACUAUAUGUUGUCACGUGUAAAAAAUUGUAUAUUCUCAAUUUCUAUUUAACCCAUUGGAUAUCAUAAAAGGUGACAAAGAAUAUAUGCCUGUGUGAUAAUGUAGAGAAUGUUUAAUUUGCAAAGAUUAAUGAAUUUCAAGCACAAA
Jatropha curcas is the source of this 2664-nucleotide messenger RNA. RefSeq names its product cyclic nucleotide gated channel 7 (gene CNGC7). NCBI's taxonomy places the organism in Eukaryota, Viridiplantae, Streptophyta, Magnoliopsida, Malpighiales, Euphorbiaceae. Gene Ontology annotation, cellular component: membrane. The record is from RefSeq and is a predicted model, not a curated record. Gene Ontology annotation, molecular function: monoatomic ion channel activity. Gene Ontology annotation, biological process: transmembrane transport; monoatomic ion transport.